AUGGCAACNUUGAUUACUGCACGACAAAAUGAUCCCACAUACUCAAAUGACGUCGAAAGACGUUUACGAUCAAUUGUUGGAGUUAAAUUAACACCAUUUCAAGAUGAAUACGACGUGAAAGAACCGCUAGGACGGGGUAAAACAUCUACAUGUUAUCGUUGCAUUCAUCGACAAACUCGACAAGAAUACGCCGUUAAAAUUAUCAAAGAUGCUAGUAUAAAUGAUCCAUCAGAUGAAAUCGAAUUGCUGUUUCGUUACAAUCAAUUGACACAUAUUAUUCGAAUGCGUGAUGCGUUUUUCAAUGCGCCCAAAGUGUACAUCGUAACUGAAUUGAUGCGCGGCGGGGAAUUAUUCGAUAAAAUUCGUCAAGAGAAAUCGUUAUCUGAACGCGAAAGUGCAAAAAUCAUGAAUGUAAUUAUAAAAACUAUCGAACAAUUACAUCGAAAUUCAAUCGUGCAUCGUGAUCUGCAACCUCGUAACAUAAUGUAUGUCAAUGAGAGCCGUCAACCAUCAUCACUACGUAUUGUUGAUUUGGGCUUUGCUAAACAACAACGUGCUGAGAAUGGCCUGUUGAUGACACCUUGUUUUACCAAAGAAUAUGCUGCACCAGAAGUUUUAUCAAGGAAAAAAUAUGAUGAAUCUUGUGAUAUUUGGAGUCUUGGAAUUCUUCUAUACACCCUACUGGCUGGAAAUACACCAUUUGCACUUGAUCGAAAUGAUUCACAUGAUCUGAUACUUGCACGAACAGCGGUUAAAUUACAAUUUACUGGACCAACUUGGGAUCGGGUGACGGAUAAUGCAAAAGCUCUUGUUAGUGCAAUGUUAGAUGUCGAUCCGAAGAAGAGACCAACAGCUUUGGAGCUUUGUAAGCAUCCAUGGUUUGCAGAUAUGGACAGUCUUCCGAACACGAAACUAAGUAAUAUUCAGGAUCAUAAUCUUGUUCGACAUAAUCUCGACGCAACAUUUCAUGCGAUCAAUGCUAAUCCCAGUAAAAAUUUAACCCUCGGUCCCAUUGGUGAUUCCAAUCUAUUCAAACGACGUAAUGAACGAACUAAUCAUCAGCAGCAAACAGGAAAAAUAUUUUGUAAUUAUCUUUGGGACACGAUGAGAAUACUGAGUGUACCGAUAAUUGUGUCGGUUUUAUUGGUAAGUAUUCUUUCGAACGUGAAUGCGUACAAAUCCUAUUCGAAACAUGAAUUAUGGCGUGUGUAUGUUCGAAAUAAUGAACAAGUCGCUCGAAUGUUAGAAUUUAGUCGGAUUGCACAUCUUCAUGGAAUUAACUUUUGGUCCGAGGAAUUCCGUAUGAACAUUCCAAUCAUUGUUAGUGUUCCACCUGAAUCCGUUGAAGACUUUGCCGAAUAUCUUUUAUCAUCUGAUAGUAAGAUCGAAUAUGAUAUCAUGAUGAAUGACAUCGGCACAGUUAUCGAACAACAAAAAUUGACACAUAAGGUACGACCAUCGACAAUGAAUGCUGAUGAUUUUGCUUAUGAUAAAUAUCACACUAUUGAUGAAAUUCAUGCAUGGAUUGAUAAAAUGGUUCAAACAUAUCCUACAUUAGCAUCGACAUUCACUGUUGGUCAAUCGUAUGAAAAACGGGAUAUGAAAGGUUUGAAAAUUUCAUCAAGUAAACUCGCCAGGAAACGUGACGGAACACCAGUCAACCAGAAAAAAGCCGUAUGGUGGGAUGGAGGUAUUCAUGCUCGGGAAUGGAUUAGUCCAGCGACAAACAUCUUCAUUGCUCAUGCACUUCUAUCCAAUUAUAGCAAAGAUCCGAAUAUCACACAUUUGGUUGAUCAAUUUGAUUAUUAUAUUUUACCGGUGUUCAAUGUUGAUGGUUAUGCCUAUACGUGGACAAAAGAUCGUUUAUGGCGUAAGACUCGUAGCAAAACAAGCAUUCCACUUUGUUACGGUGCAGAUCCGAAUCGUAACUGGGAUUACAAGUGGUGCGAAGGUGGUGCUUCACGUGAUCCAUGUUCAGAUACAUAUUGCGGUCAUAAAGCAUUUUCCGAAGUUGAAACUACACAAGUUUCUCAAUUCAUCGGCGCUCAUAAUGAUACAAUUGUACAUUACAUUAACUUUCAUUCGUUUUCACAAUUAUGGAUGACACCAUGGGGCUACACGACUAAAAAACCAGAUCAAUUCAAAUUACAAGAUGAUGGUUCAGCAGCCGCAGUAAAUGCUCUCACUGCUGUUUAUGGUACCCAAUAUGUGCAUGGCAAUAUCGGUGCCACUAUUUAUAUUGCAUCAGGCAAUACAGUCGAUUGGACAUCUGGUACAGCUAAUGUAAUAUUCAGUUAUGCGGUUGAACUUCGUGAUACUGGUGAAUAUGGAUUUCUAUUACCAGAAGAUCAAAUUAUUCCAACUGGCCAAGAGACAUUAGCUGGGGAAAUGGCUCUGUUGAAAUAUAUUGAAGGACAUGUUUAUGGAUAA
Molecule: messenger RNA, 2430 nt
Organism: Adineta ricciae
Lineage: Eukaryota; Metazoa; Rotifera; Eurotatoria; Adinetida; Adinetidae
Source: the annotation of a GenBank genome assembly